AUGGAGCAGGUCCAACAGCAAGUUGCUCCUUCAACUAACGAGCACUGCGAAAUCAAGCAACAACAGCCGCUCGCGUUUACGGUAUUCAUGAAUAAUGCAUUUCCAAUAUCCCAAGCAUACAAUAAAUUUCGUGAAACAAACUACCCAAACUUCGCACACUACAUUACUUCCAAGUUUGAUCAAAGCGUCUGUCUUGAUACUUCCGCCUACAGCGUGUGCCUUGUAUUCCAAAGCCGGGCAGACGUGGAAGCCUCACAGCUAAACAAAGGCCGACACGCAUACGUACACGCUCUUAGAGCACUCCAACAUGCUUUAAAUUCGGAUCAAAUUUCGAAUAAGCCCGAAAUGAUUGGCACUAGUAUCCUGCUCUCCAUCUAUGAGAUGCGUGUGCCGUCCGAGCCACACAAUGAAUGGUCGAACCAUUGCCUCGGCGUUGCGGCCCUAAUGAAGGAGAUGGGAGCACAGAGCUUUGCCCAUGGGUUUGCACGCUCUUGCUAUAUUUUCUUUCGCGGGUUCCUGAUUGCCGUCGCUUUUCACCAACAACAGCCGUGUUUUCUCGAGGAAGACCAGUGGCAGCAACUAGCAGAGAGGAUUAGGGUCGAGGACUCACAGAAGCUUGGGAUAAGUAGCAUAUUUGUGGAUGUCACGGAGCGCAUCUUCAUGGAGCUCGUUAAGUGCCCGAGAUACGUAUAUGAAGCACAAGUACACCAGUGCAUCCAAAAUUACCAACGAGCACUGGUAUUGUCUUCCCAAAUUCUCGGUGCACAGAACAACCUGAGGUCUCUUGUAACUCAACUGAAGGAUCUCAUCAGCACCUACCAGCCGGGGGUCAUUCCAAGCGCACCAGGAUAUCUCCUAAAGGGGGCAGAGGAUGCUGUUCAUUUCUUGGGUACUCUAGCCCGAAGACUUAUAAUGAACCCCAUUCCGCCCUUACAUGUUUAUUCCGGGCUGACGUGGCUUAUUGAUAACGUAUAUAUUGCGUACGACGCUCGUUGGCUGGACGAAUUCGCUUGUUCAAUGGGAUUUUUGGGUACUACACUAGUUGAUUGA
This is a messenger RNA of Aspergillus caelatus, 1050 nucleotides long. RefSeq lists its product as uncharacterized. The coding region runs from base 1 to 1050 and encodes 349 amino acids. NCBI's taxonomy places the organism in Eukaryota, Fungi, Ascomycota, Eurotiomycetes, Eurotiales, Aspergillaceae. The record is from RefSeq and is a predicted model, not a curated record. The transcript has a single exon.